AUGGAAACUAUUCCAGGAUUUGAAGUACCCAAUGUGGACCAGAAUGUGCGACAAAAUGUUAUGCAAGAGCAAGUAAACAGUUACGUUAUGUCUAAGCAUGUCAAAAUAUUAUUCAUGCCCAAUCCACUGAGAAAGCCGUUAAAGGAAAUUGUGAAGAAAUUCAUAUGCGACGUGGUAAAGUAUGACAACAAAGACGACAUAGCUCCUAUGGCUUGGUACCGGAGCUCAGGACAUAGUGGGGAUAUAACCACUUUUAGAGCAGAAGUUUCUUUUCCCUUUUGGGAGCAUUUUAUUGCCAAAGGUAGGAACAAUUUGUCGAACUUCAAUAAAGCGAAUAAUACCAAAAUAAAGCUGGUUAGGUGCCAGACAUUGAAAAGAGCAGAUAUCGAAAACUUAACUUUAUACCUUCGCCAAAAGAUUCGAAUCUACUGCAUCGAAAAGAAUAUAGUACCGCCAGACAUGUCAGCGAAUGGGGCUUUUUUAACGAUUAAGGACAAAAGGACGAACAAUACAUUGGUGAGUUGA
Molecule: messenger RNA, 525 nt
Organism: Cooperia oncophora
Lineage: Eukaryota; Metazoa; Nematoda; Chromadorea; Rhabditida; Trichostrongylidae
Source: the annotation of a GenBank genome assembly